GUGACUUUUUCCGCCUAAAAAAGUGUUGUUCCAAAUUUUGACUCCUUGCCAAAUUAUUACCCUUCUCAUUGAUGCUGCUACCUGAUAGCCUAAUCCUAACCUCACACCAAGGGCCAAAUUUACAUAGGCAAAAUAUUUUUUCUGCAGUAGUGUCUUUCUACUAAAAGUGAAAUUGUUGUCCUGAUUCUGAUGGACAUCUCCAUGAACUUGAUUCUGAAUGGUCGAACGGAUAUGAAACAUGUGUCUGUGGGAAUUGUGGAAUCAUCUGUUGUAAAAGUUUUGAAGGUUAUGGGCCCUAUGGACAUGACAGAUAUAGAGAUUAUGGGCCCUAUGGACAAUAUGGAGGUUAUCGGCCCUAUGGACGAUUUGGAGAUUAUUGGCCCUUUCAGCAAUUUGGAGAUUAUUGGCCCUUUGGACAAGGUCAUGAAGGAUAUCGGCCCUCUGAACCAACUGAAUAUUAUGAACGAUUUGGAGGUAAUCGGCCAAUUCAGCAAUUUGGAGAUUAUUGGCCCUUUGGACAAGGUCAUGAAGGUUAUCGGCCCUCUGAACCAACUGAAAAUUAUGAACGAGGUCAUGAAGGUUAUCGGCCCUCUGAACCAACUGAAAAUUAUGAACGAUUUGGAGAUUAUUGGCCCUUUGUACAAGGUCAUGAAGGUUAUCGGCCCUCUGAACCAACUGAAAAUUAUGAUCGAUUUGGAGAUUAUUGGCCCUUUGGACUACAUGACAAUGAAGACACCACUACUGAGCCCAUUGCUGAUGUUGCUGAUGACGAUAUGUUUGACAACUAUGAACCAGUAAAGUAAAAUACUGGCAGAAUGAGAGCCACUGUGUGCCCUUACCAGCGGGAACGCAAAGCCAGUUAAAACCCAGCAGAAUGAGCUGAUUUACACAGCAUUUUAAAUAAACAUACA
Messenger RNA from Carassius gibelio (silver crucian carp), 911 nucleotides. RefSeq lists its product as uncharacterized. The transcript is spliced from 16 exons. The coding region runs from base 190 to 798 and encodes 202 amino acids. The record is from RefSeq and is a predicted model, not a curated record. NCBI's taxonomy places the organism in Eukaryota, Metazoa, Chordata, Actinopteri, Cypriniformes, Cyprinidae.